Molecule: messenger RNA, 507 nt
Organism: Diuraphis noxia (Russian wheat aphid)
Lineage: Eukaryota; Metazoa; Arthropoda; Insecta; Hemiptera; Aphididae
Gene: Sem1
Product: Suppressor of exocyst mutations 1
Biological process (GO): mRNA export from nucleus; double-strand break repair via homologous recombination; proteasome assembly
Cellular component (GO): proteasome complex; proteasome regulatory particle, lid subcomplex
Source: RefSeq, a predicted model, not a curated record
UUUCGCUCGAAACAAAAACAAACUUGAAAAUUCUGUAGUGCAGUUAUCUCAUAUUCUCAAGCUUAUUAUCUGCAAUAAUCGACAAUUGUUGAUUUGUAAAUUCACAAAUUACUGUAAAACUAAUAAUUUAUCCGACAAUUAACCACAUAGGUAUUCAUAAAUUAGCACAAUGGUUAAUUCUACCGAACCCAAAUCCGACGGAGAUAAGCAAAAGAAUACUUUGGAUAUCGGUCUGUUAGAAGAAGAUGAUGAAUUCGAAGAGUUCCCAGUAGAAGAGUGGACUAGCCAAGACGAAGAAGAUAAAGAGGCUAAUGUUUGGGAAGAUAAUUGGGACGAUGACAAUGUUGAGGAUGAUUUCAGUGUUCAAUUGAGAGCUGAAUUUGAAAAGCAAAAUAUUCCUGCUACCUUUUAAGUCUACUGGUUUUUAAUGUGGUGUUUUGUGUUAAGUACAUGUAUAAACAAAAAUUAUAAACUCAUACAGCUAAUAUAGCAUUAUUACUAUUAAUA